AUGCAAGCAAAAAAAGCACAGACCUAUACACCAGGCAACUACAAUGAGUGCUCAUAUGAGAACGAUUUCGCAAUAUUCGAGUUGAUCCAACCCGUGCCAGAGGGCAUAGCGACACCUGUUUGCAUGCCGCAAACUUCCACGAAAAUCGCCAAGCAUCUCAAAUCAGCUGGAAUCGGAGCGACAAGCCCCAAUGGCACAGCUCAGGAUAAUAAUGGCUAUCAAGUGGUAAACGUUGAUCUUUCACAAGAGAAAGACGGUGAGAUUGUUGUUGCAACUAAACCUGGUGUAGGUUCAUGCAAUGGUGAUAGCGGAGGUCCAUUGUUCCAAACCGACAGAAAGAAAAAGAUCACCGUUGUUGGAGUGCUGUCGAGCGGUGAUUCGUGUGAACCCAAGGACAAAUCAUGA
Cooperia oncophora is the source of this 405-nucleotide messenger RNA. The record is from the annotation of a GenBank genome assembly. Lineage: Eukaryota; Metazoa; Nematoda; Chromadorea; Rhabditida; Trichostrongylidae.